AUGAGUACUGUUCAGAAUAUAAAGGAGGCCAUGUUGUUCGCGGAUGACAUCGUCUUGGUGGAUGAAAGUAGAGAUGGUGUAGAGAGAAAGUUGGAGAGAUGGCGAGGAACAUUGGAAGAGAGAGCGGACGGCAGCCUGGAUGGAGAGAUCAUUCACCGUAUCCAAUCAGGCUGGAAGAAUUGGAAAAGAACAACUGGAGUACUCUGUGACCAAAAAAUUAGUGCCAGAGUAAAGGAAAAAGUGUUCAAAUCGGUGGUUCGACCCGCAAUGUUAUAUGGUGCGGAGAGGUGGCCAAUAAAGAAAGCACAGGAGAAUAAGUUGGAAGUUGCUGAGAUGAGAAUGUUAAGGUGGAUGCUUGGUGUGACAAAGAGGGAUAAAUCCUCAUUGUCAUAG
This is a messenger RNA of Portunus trituberculatus (swimming crab), 393 nucleotides long. RefSeq lists its product as uncharacterized. Bases 1 to 393 code for a protein of 130 amino acids. The transcript is spliced from 3 exons. Lineage: Eukaryota; Metazoa; Arthropoda; Malacostraca; Decapoda; Portunidae. The record is from RefSeq and is a predicted model, not a curated record.